Schistocerca nitens (vagrant locust) is the source of this 3026-nucleotide messenger RNA. RefSeq lists its product as uncharacterized. Gene Ontology annotation, molecular function: microtubule binding. The record is from RefSeq and is a predicted model, not a curated record. The transcript has 13 exons. Lineage: Eukaryota; Metazoa; Arthropoda; Insecta; Orthoptera; Acrididae. Gene Ontology annotation, cellular component: cytoplasmic microtubule; cilium. Gene Ontology annotation, biological process: microtubule cytoskeleton organization. The coding region runs from base 1 to 2154 and encodes 717 amino acids.
AUGCAUGUGGCCGGCAGUGCCUGCGCCUGCCCCGCCGCCGCCGCCAUGUUGCUGUGCCGCGUCGUCGCCUACAGGCCCGUGCUGCUCGCCACACUGCGGGAUGAUCAGCGGCCCAGAGGUUCUCCACCGUGGGGCAGCGACAACACUUCCUAUCAACACGGUCAGCUGCGGCCGCUGUACUUGAGGAUCAGCAACACGCCUCCUGACGUCAAACAUGCAGAGCGGCGUCACAGUACGACGCAGCAGACACGCCCACCACUGGUCGCUGUUGCAGGUCCCGUCGCACCGGAAGAUCAACGCGCGCCUUCCAGGAGCGCCGCCCACCGCAUGCCGCCUCUCACCAGGUCGCCGGCCUUCCGCGGGGACUCGGGCUCGCAGGAGCAAGCAGCGCUGUCCCGGCCCACGAGGAGGCGACACCGUUCUCCUGCCAUCACGUCCGUUCCACCUGUUGUCAGCAAAGAGGACUCACGCAGCACCACAGUGGAGGAGUUCGCCAUACCGCAGAAACCGGUGCUGGCUAGAGCUGGCAACGUCCGCCAGGACACAUCCAUACUGCUCACUGCUCCGCCGGCCUCGGUGAUGACGCCGCCCGCCGAGCUGUCGUUCCUGCCGCCGGUGGAGCCGCCGCCGAGCGCCGCAGCCAGCCCGCGGCCGCCGUCCGCUGCCACGCAGCUGGAGCUGGAGCUGGACGCGUCGCUGGACUGCCGCAGCCUGGACGAGGCGGAGGCGGCGCAGUCGCAGAUCCUGGAGCCGCCGCACUCCUCGGGCAGCUCCGCCGAGGCGGCGGCCGCCCUGCAGCAGUCGCACCGCUCCGCCAGGCUGCGCGCCCUCAGUGGCAAGCAGCAGACCGCCUCGCCGCAGCCGCAACUGGAGCCGACGGCGGGGGUGGCGGCGACGCCCACUCCGGCUCCUGCACCGUCGGCCACGCCCACUCCAGCCCCCGCGGCCACGCCCACGCCUGCAGCUACAACAGCCGCCACGCCCACGCCUACGCCGACGCCCACGCCCCCGCAGGCGCUGCCGCAGCAGACGCGCGCGCCGUCUCCGCCCCAAGAAGAGCCCGCUCGCCAGGAGGAGCACGGGCAGCCGCCCUCUCCGCCCCCAGAGGAGCCGGAGGCGGAGUCCGCCGUGGCAGAGCCCGCGCCACCCCCGGCCCCGGCGCCCACGCCCGCCCCCGCCGCCGGCCCCGGGAUGCCGCCCCACGCGCCCUCCGUCACCCGGCCGCCGGUCAUCGACCUCCGCCUGGACGUGGAGGGUCCUCCGGCAGCCCCCGGCGGCAGCAGGAGGCCGCAGCCGGCGGGCAGGCGGGCAGGGGCGCUGCUCGUCAAGCCUGCCGCUGCCCAGGCCAGGGGGACACUGAUGUCGCGCUCCAGUUGCAGCGUGGUAAAGGGCGCCGGCCGCUCAUCGUCGCAGCUGCAGCUGCAGGCCCAGUCCCAACAGCUGCAGCUGUUCCCGCCGGCGCUGCCACCAGUCGACACGCCGAGGGAAUCUCUCUCCAACUGCUUGCAGAACCUCGACAGCCACGAGUGGGAGCAGGUGCUGUCGGCCAUGCCGGUGCUGGUGCGGCUGGUGCGCCACCACCCAGACUCGGUGCUGUUGCAGGCGCCCGCCGUCGCGGCAGCACUGUCGCGCCACGUGCGCAACCUGCGCUCGCAGGUGGCGCGAGCUGCCUGCCAGGCGGCGGGCGAGUUCUUCGUGGGGCUGCGGCGCACGCCGGACCUGGAUGUGGAGGAACUGGUGGGCUCGCUGUUUCACCGGUCCGCAGACACAAACAGGUUCCUGCGAGCUGACUGCAACGCGGCCCUCGACAAGAUGGCGGAUGUAUUGCCUCCAGCACGUGCCGUCCAACUCAUUGUCUCCAAAGGUGCCAGCCACCAGAACGCCGUGGUUCGCACAGUGGCCGCGCGGCUGCUGGCGGCGCUGACGGCGCGCCUGGGCGCAGACCGUGUCCUGUCGGCGCCCCGCGACCUCCGCAGCCGCCUACUGGUCACAGGCUCCUCACUGCUGACCGAGGGCAGUCUGGAGACCAGAUGUCACGCGAAAUCAAUGUUCAGGCACCUUGUAUCCCACCCAAACUUUGCAACUGUUCUCUCAGAAGUAGUGCCACAACAGGUACUACGAAACAUCUCAAAAACUCUCCAGAGCCUGAAAUAAUGUGGAUGACUGAAGAUGCUGACAGAUUUAGGUUGUUAACAGGUCUGUGUCUGUGAAGUAAUGUAAAUAAUUUCUGUUGGGGCUAGACAGAGUAAUGUAUCGAAUGUUUCUAAUAGAGAUAAUAUAAACAUCCUUUCCAUGAUACUUUUCUACAUAAAUUCCUUUGUUAACACAGUAGUGCCAUUUUGUCAUAUCUUGCUACGCCAGUUGCAGUAUAUGCACAUAUAAUGUACAAAACCUAUCUAUAACAUAACAGUUUGAAACAGAUGUUUAGUUUAACACCUUAAGAAUGUGAUGCUUCAUUAUCUCAUAAUAUUAAUGUGAAACUUCAUUUUAUAAUUAUAUCCUGUCCUACAGAAUUUUUCAGCUUAGUUUAAGAAAGCUCUAAAUGUACAUAUAAUUCCGUCCAUAUAUGUGAUACUGUUGUUAAGUACAUUAAUAUAUUGAAGAAUAGCAUAUAUUGUAUAAGAUACAUAUCAAAUGAUCAUUCACUAUCGAUAAAGAACUGUACAAGCAUCCUAUAAGGGACAAGGAAGUCCAAAUACAGCAUACAGUAAUACAGGCAUUAUUUUGCCAACAGAAAAAUGAGGAAUUUUUAGAUCCAGGGUAAAGUAUUAUUAACUAUGAGACCUUUAUCAAAUACAUUUAUUAAAAGUUAAAUUGGCUGAUGUAAGUCAAAUAAUAUGUUAUGUGAUAAUUUAUUUUCAUUUAAAUACACCUAGAGAAUUUUAUGUAUCAAGAAAGCUAUUUUUAAUGUUAUUCAUGUAUGUCAAAAUAUGUUACAAUGUAUUUUCUACAAUAAGCUUUUAUGUAUUUUGUACAAAGAAAUGUCAAAACAUUCAUAAUAUUACCACAUAAAAGUAAAGUUAAUU